AAAUUAUCCAACAACCCAUACGUCAAGAAAUAAAUAUUUUAUCCCGCCCACUCACUCCGCCAGGAACGCGUUUACUCAAGACUAGAGUGGAGAUUUGGGAAACACAUUUUCCUUGGAUAUCGACAAAGUUCGUCUCACUACCUCACAAAGAAGAUGCUUUCUUGUGUACAACUGCUUCUGUGAAAACACAUCGAUAGAAUGAGUAAAGAAAGUCCAAGAAUAGAAAUGGACCUGGCCUUUGGCUUUUCAGGCAAGGCGUAUGGCUCCUCAAGGAGUAUUGUGAGAAGAAUAGCCACCAAUCUUCCCCUUAAACCAUGCCCCAGGGUCCAUUUUCAGCUCGAUCCUUACACUGAGGACAGUAGUGUCCUGAAUAGCGCCGGGAGACGGAAUGGACUGCUGCCCUCUCUGGCUGAUGUCUGCUGGAUCGACGAGGAGGAGAAAAAUGACUGGUUUGGAUUUGGGAGACUGAGGUCAGAGGCACCGUCAGGGCUCAUGUUUCGUUCUCACCCGCCUCAGCCCAAACAACAACCGUUGCCCAGACGGAGGUCAUUACCCAGGUUGUACAAGGCCGAGCCGGAUCCCCAGGGUCAGACCUGCAGCAACGAUGAGGCCAUCCAGAAGAUCAGUGCUCUAGAGACAGAGCUGGCUAAACUCAGAGCCCAGAUCGCACAGAUAGUACUGACCCAGGAGCAGAACGCACUGACACCAGGAGGUCCUCCCGCCCCAGGUGGCCCUCCUCCACCCUGCGUCCCUCCGCCUCCCCCGCCGCCUCCUCCCCCUCCUCCCCCUCCACCCCUACUCAUGGGGCUCCAGCAGAGCUUCUCAGUCAUUGACCUCAUCCAGGAGCGCCGUGGGAAGAAGACUGAGGGCCAGACACUGCUGGACCAGGGGCCCAAGCAGGCAGAGUUUCCCAAUAUGCUGGACGUGCUCAAAGACAUUGGCAAAGUCAAGCUGCGCCCCGCCAAGAGACGGCCAGAGGAGAGCCAAGCCAAACCAAGAGAGCCCACAGACGCUGCGUCUCUUAUCGCUAAUGCCCUGAAGCGCAAGUUCGCCCAUCGCUAUCGCCACAACAGCAGUGAGGACAAGGAGUUUGACUUCCCAGCCUCUGAACUGAAACCUUUCUGUUCUGAAUUCCCCAAGACCAACAAGAAAGUAGAGAUUCCCCUGGUAAGGCAGUCCCGGUUGAAAACCCCAGCCCCUGUAGUGAAACCACGCCCAGACACCCCCCUGUUUGGGCAGCACAUGUUGAAAUCUACUGGCAAGAGAAAUCUCCUCUGAGCACGCACAGAGAUGGGAUGGAAUUCUGGACUUGUUCAGAGUUCUGGACCUUCAGACAGUCGUGGACACUUUAAGUGCCUUAUGAAGCGGUUUGUCAGCGGUCUCUGGAUGGACACAUGGUUUCUGACUAGAUAUUCAGUUCAUCUGCUCUCCAUUCCUGCUCACCAACAAUGUUGCAUUGCCUCAGUCUUCUUCAGUUCUUGCACUUUGAUAACAUACAGGAUCUGUUUUUGUGUGUACAACUUCGAUUUUAACUUGUUUUAAUCAAAUGUCUAUUUUUGUUUCGCCAGUUUCAAAGUCUUUGAUCUUAAAGGUCAAACUUUGCUGUACAGAUUUGCUGUACAUAAUUUUUUGUUAUCAUAACUAAAUUCCAAUAUGAGGCACACCAGUGUUUUAUGUUCUGCAUACACACUGACACUACAGACUCCUAACAUUCCUCUCAGCUGACAACUGUUCAUAACUACAUUUAUAUAUGGGAAUGAACCUUCUCUGAAUCACAGAUGGAAAGGUGUAUCCUUUUUGCAUGCCCUUUUCAAGGCAGUUGUAUUUCUCUUUGCCUCACUGGGUAUUUGCUGUGUACUGCUUGCUGUGGAUAGAGAGAAAUGUAAGCAGAGGAGAGGGAACACUUUGUCAUUUGGUCCCUCUUGUAGAGUAUUGAGCCAUUGACUAGAAUGCAAUUUACAAAAAGUCUGAUUUCUAGAUCUCUUAUUUAUGUUUUGUUUUGAACUGAAUUUAGUUAAUACUUGAUACAAAUAAUGAAGUUGGAGCUGUUAUCAAUGCUAUCAAAGCAUGUAUGGUUGAGAUGUAAUUGUAUUUAUGUUUCGUUUUAGACUGGCUCUCUUUUAGCUUUUUUGAGUUGAACUGGGACCAGUUCUGUUUCUGGAAACACUGUUACCAUACAGUACCUCAGUAUGAAGACUGGACCAAAUGAAUCUAUGGUGACAGUGUUGUCUUAAUGCAGUCUAGGGGGAACAAGGUUAGUGUUGAACUAAAGCUUAACACUGGGGUCUACCAGUCAUUUUAACUACAACUUACCAAUGCUGGGCAUGAUUAUUAUUUUUGUUCCAUUGUGUUCCUGAUCUGGCAUUAUCAUUCAGUUGUAUUUUGUUAUGGUUAGAAGCCAAAUGGUAUCCGGGGAGGUAGUGCUACUUGAUGACAAGCUGAGUAUCCCUCUGUUUAUAUCCAGAUGCCUUGAUGCUAAGAAUAUUUCAUACCAUAACCACUGUUCCUCUUGGAUAUAUUCUGUUGGUUGUUAAGAAUUUCAAACUUCAUAAUUUUUUUGGAAUAACAAAGGUGUUCUCUGCACACCUUGACACAGACAUGGCAUGACCAAUAUGACUAUUUAGGGGGGAAACAUUUCAGAUAAAUCUAACACUAAGACAAUCAAUGACCGGUGUGUUUAUCAUUGACAUACUGUAUGUGCUGUACCAAUAUCUAUUUCCUGCUCAGUGUGUUUAAGCUUUGAACUUGAACUGCAUGGUGGGAGAACAUGGACAACUCAACUGUCAGUGAUACUUGAUGUAAAACACCAUCUGUGUUGUGAAAUGUCUUCCAUACUUGAAAGAAAAUUCAUGAAUAAAACCAAAAUGAUA
Molecule: messenger RNA, 2870 nt
Organism: Oncorhynchus keta (chum salmon)
Lineage: Eukaryota; Metazoa; Chordata; Actinopteri; Salmoniformes; Salmonidae
Product: mitochondrial fission regulator 1-like
Exons: 9
Coding region: 199-1278 (359 amino acids)
Biological process (GO): aerobic respiration; mitochondrial fission
Cellular component (GO): mitochondrion
Source: RefSeq, a predicted model, not a curated record